AUGGUAAACCUAAAGUUGUUUACUUUAUGGGUUUUAGCUAUUCUCUAUUCUUUACGCGUCUCCUCUGCUUCUGAAAGUUUCUUCAUCAACUUUGGUUCGCCGGAGAAUGUAACAGUCAACAAUCGAACCUUCGAUUCCGACAACAAUCUUGGUCGGGAAAUCUUCGAUUCCACUCGAGCAACCUCUGUCAACACCACCGAUACGAACUCCCUUCCUAAAGGAGACGAAUCGACUCUGUUUCAGACCGCGAGAGUAUUCACCGAAGAAUCAAGAUUCCGAUUUCCGAUCGAACAACACGGAUGGUUCUUGAUUCGUCUUUACUUCUUACCCUUCCUUUCGUCUUCUCGAGAUCUAACCACAGCUAGAUUCUCUGUUUUGGCUCAGAACUUCACUCUGAUCAGAGAUUACAAACCCUCCAAGACUUCUGUUGUUAAGGAAUACAGUUUAAACGUUUCUACAAAUAAUCUUUCGCUCGAUUUUCGUCCCGAAACCGGUUCUUUCGCCUUCGUAAAUGCUUUAGAAGUUUUCAGGAUUCCAGAGAAUUUGUUACCUGAAGAAGCAGGACUCAUUGGUACACAGAAGAAUCUCAAGCUUAGGACUCAUGCUAUGGAGACUGUUUCUCGAGUUAACAUGGGGAAUUUGAGUGUGUCUCGUGAUCAAGAUAAGCUAUGGAGGCAAUGGGAUUCGGAUUCUGAGUAUAUCGUUGAAGCUCAUUUCGGUACACCGGUGAUGAAUCUCGAAGCAGUUAACUUCAGUGCUGGUGGAAUAAAAGAUGACAUUGCUCCGGUUUACGUCUAUGGAACCGCUACGAGGCUGAAUUCAGAGGACAAUCCAACUACAAACGCUAAUCUAACUUGGACGUUCAAGAUCGAGCCUGGUUUCGAUUACUUUGUUCGGUUUCACUUCUGUAACAUUAUAGUUAAUUCUUUUGGAAGCAAACGUCAGAUAGUAUUUGAUAUUUUUGUGAAUUCGGAAAAAGUUGAGUCCAUUGAUAUGACUGAGGUUGCAAAUGGUACACUUGGAGCUCCUUAUUUCGUCGAUGCAGUGAUGCGGAAGGCCAGAAGCAGAGAAGGCGCAUUGAAUCUAUCUGUUGGUGGAGUUAUGGAUGUUUCGUAUCCGAUUUCUUUUAUUAAUGGGUUUGAGCUUUUGAAGCUAAGCAACGAUAAGCGGAGUCUUGAUGCUUCGGAUGUUGUUUUCCCGGAUGGUUCUUCGCGUAACAAGAGUUCGAAUCCAAGUAUCGGAUUGAUAGCUGGAUUAUCUGCAGCUUUGUGUGUUGCUUUACUGUUUGGUGUGGUUAUGUUUUCAUGGUGCGUCAGGAAAAGAAGAAGAAGAAAUAGACAAAUGCAGACUGUUCAUUCUAGAGGAGAUGAGCAAAUUAGGAAGAACGAAACAGGUGAAAGCUUAAUCUUUUCGAGCUCAAAGAUCGGUUAUCGAUUCCCUUUGGCUUUAAUCAAAGAAGCUACGGAUGAUUUCGAUGAAAGCUUAGUGAUUGGAGUUGGUGGGUUUGGUAAAGUUUACAAAGGAGUGUUGAGAGACAAAACCGAGAUAGCUGUAAAACGCGGUGCUCCACAAUCUCACCAAGGAUUAGCGGAAUUCAAGACCGAAAUCGAAAUGCUUUCUCAGUUCAGACACAGGCAUUUGGUUUCUUUGAUCGGAUAUUGCGAUGAAAACAGCGAAAUGAUCAUUGUCUAUGAGUAUAUGGAGAAAGGAACGCUUAGAAACCAUUUGUAUGACUCGGAUAAUCCGAGGUUGAGCUGGAGACAGAGGCUUGAAGUAUGCGUUGGUGCAGCUAGAGGGCUUCACUAUCUCCACACUGGUUCAACAAGAGCAAUCAUACACCGCGAUGUGAAAUCGGCUAAUAUUCUGUUGGAUGAGAAUUUCAUGGCCAAAGUUGCAGACUUUGGAUUGUCUAAGACAGGUCCGGAUCUUGAUCAGACAUAUGUAAGUACCGCGGUCAAAGGAAGCUUUGGAUAUCUAGAUCCAGAGUACUUGACCAGACAACAAUUGACUGAGAAAUCCGAUGUUUACUCUUUCGGUGUUGUUAUGCUCGAAGUACUAUGCGGGAGACCGGUCAUUGAUCCUUCGCUUCCGAGAGAGGAAGUCAAUUUGAUCGAAUGGGCGAUGAAACUGGUGAAGAAAGGGAAAUUGGAAGAGAUCAUGGAUCCUAUUCUUGAAGGGAAAGUGAAGCUUGAAGAGCUGAAGAAGUACUGUGAGGUAACAGAGAAGUGUUUGGCUCAAAACGGAAUUGAUAGGCCAACAAUGGGAGACUUGUUGUGGAACCUAGAGUUCAUGCUUCAGGUCCAAGCGAAAGACGAGAAAGCAGCAAUGGUGGAUGAUAAGCCAGAGGCGAGUGUCGCGGGCUCAACCGUGCAGUUUAGUGUGAAUGGAGUUGGAGAUAUUGCAGGGGUUUCAAUGAGCAAAGUUUUCGCGCAAAUGGUGAGAGAAGAAACGCGAUAA
Messenger RNA from Arabis nemorensis, 2457 nucleotides. The record is from the annotation of a GenBank genome assembly. Lineage: Eukaryota; Viridiplantae; Streptophyta; Magnoliopsida; Brassicales; Brassicaceae.